Molecule: messenger RNA, 1038 nt
Organism: Penicillium antarcticum
Lineage: Eukaryota; Fungi; Ascomycota; Eurotiomycetes; Eurotiales; Aspergillaceae
Product: zinc-dependent alcohol dehydrogenase family protein
Exons: 3
Coding region: 1-1038 (345 amino acids)
Molecular function (GO): oxidoreductase activity; zinc ion binding
Source: RefSeq, a predicted model, not a curated record
AUGAAAGCACUGGUCUACACUGGACCGGGAACCGUGGAGGUCUUGGAUCGCCCAAAGCCGACCGUGCAGGCCCCCACAGAUGCCGUGGUUCGUCUCCUGCACGCCUCUAUCUGCGGAACAGAUCUCCAUAUCCUCAAAGGCGACGUACCAAGUAUCGAACCGGGGAGGGUGCUAGGACAUGAGGGUGUCGGAGUGGUCGAGUCACUUGGGUCUGCUGUGCACACCUUACGACUUAGUCAGCGUGUUCUCAUCUCUUGUAUGACAUCGUGUGGUGCCUGUCGAUUCUGUCAGCGAGGCAUGGCAGCCCAUUGUACAACGGGCGGGUGGACGCUGGGGAACAAGACUGAUGGCACCCAGGCUGAGUACGUGCGGGUUCCUCACGCCACCCUCUCCCUGCAUCCGCUGCCCGAAUCAAUUGACGCACGCGCUGCGGUCGCGAUAUCCGAUGCUUUCCCUACGGGCCUUGAAUGUGGUGUGUUGAGCGCGGGUGUUCAGUUGGGAGGUUCGGUGGUGAUUGUGGGCGCGGGCCCUGUUGGGAUGGCCGCACUUCUCACGGCCCGCUUAUACACCCCAUCGUUGAUAGUCAUGGUGGACUUAGACGAGGGGCGACUGGCGACAGCGCAUUGCCUCGGAGCACAUGCCACAGUGGUCUCGGGCCCCGACGCCGAGACAAAACUCAUGGAACUCACGGGCGACCAGGGAUUCGAUUCGGUCAUCGAGGCAGUGGGCAUCCCUGCAACUUUUGAGUUGUGCCAGAAAGUGGUCGCUGUGGGUGGGCGUAUCGCGAAUGUAGGUGUACAUGGAACAAAGGUUGACCUGCACCUGGAAAGACUGUGGGAGCGAAACAUCAGUAUCCACAUGUCGUUGGUCAAUGCGACGACGACCUCCCGUCUGCUGCGACUCGUGGAAACGAACAUGUUGGACAUUAGUUCUUUAGUGACCCAUCAUUUCCCAUUCACCGAGGCUCCCAAGGCAUUCGAAACAUUCCAGGCCGCCUCUCAGCACCAGGCGCUGAAAGUGGCGAUAGAUUUUGCCUGA